Molecule: messenger RNA, 3166 nt
Organism: Microtus oregoni (creeping vole)
Lineage: Eukaryota; Metazoa; Chordata; Mammalia; Rodentia; Cricetidae
Gene: Flvcr1
Product: FLVCR heme transporter 1
Exons: 10
Coding region: 34-1677 (547 amino acids)
Biological process (GO): erythrocyte differentiation; heme export; mitochondrial transport
Cellular component (GO): mitochondrion; membrane
Molecular function (GO): heme binding; heme transmembrane transporter activity
Source: RefSeq, a predicted model, not a curated record
GUAAAGGAGCGGCGGGGCGGGGAGCUGGGAGGCAUGGCGCGGCCCGACGACGACGACGAGGGGCCGGCCGUGGCGCCCGGGCACCCGCUGGCGAAGGGAUACCUUCCGGUGCUGAGAGGCGCCCCGGACGGGGAGGCGCACGCGGAGCUGCAGGAAGGGCCUGAGGCGGAGAUCGGAGGCCCGGAACACGGCCCCGUGAUCGCGGGAUCCCCGGACGGACCCCAAGCCCUGCUGGCAGCGGAGGAGGAGACCCAGGCCCGGCUGCUGCCCGCAGGCGGUGGAGAGGACGACCCGGUCUCCACGCGCUCCCCGCGCACGGCGCUGUCGCCGCGGCGCUUCGUGGUGCUGCUCAUCUUCAGCUCGUACUCGCUGGUGAACGCCUUCCAUUGGAUCCAGUACAGCAUCAUCAGCAACGUGUUCGAGGGCUUCUACGGCGUGUCGGCGCUGCACAUCAACUGGCUGUCCAUGGUGUACAUGCUGGCCUACGUGCCCCUCAUCUUCCCGGCCACCUGGCUGCUGGACACGCGAGGCCUGCGGCUCACGGCGCUGCUGGGCUCCGGCCUCAACUGCCUGGGCGCCUGGGUCAAGUGCGGCAGCGUGCAGCGGCACCUCUUCUGGGUCACCAUGCUGGGGCAGAGCCUGUGCUCCGUGGCGCAGGUCUUCAUCCUGGGCUUGCCCUCCCGCAUCGCCUCCGUGUGGUUUGGACCCAAGGAGGUGUCAACGGCUUGUGCCACCGCGGUGCUGGGCAAUCAGCUUGGAGCUGCAGUUGGCUUUCUGUUGCCACCUGUUUUAGUGCCCAACGUGGAGAAUAACACAGACCUUCUGGCUUAUAACAUCAACACCAUGUUUUACGGAACAGCAUUUAUCUCCACACUUUUAUUUUUUUUAACAGUAAUUGCAUUCAAGGAAAAGCCUUUGUUACCGCCAAGUCAGGCUCAGGCAGCCCUGCAGGACAGCCCCCCUGCGAAGUACUCGUACAAGAGCUCCAUCUGGAACCUGUUCACAAACGUCCCCUUUGUUCUCCUGCUGGUUAGUUACGGUAUCAUGACUGGAGCAUUUUAUUCUGUUUCGACAUUAUUAAAUCAAAUGAUACUGACAUAUUAUGUGGGAGAAGAGGUGAAUGCUGGAAGAAUUGGGCUAACGCUGGUGGUAGCUGGAAUGGUGGGCUCCAUUCUUUGUGGCUUAUGGCUGGAUUACACCAAAACCUACAAGCAGACGACUCUGAUCGUGUACGUGUUGUCGUUCAUUGGGAUGCUUGUGUUUACGUUCACACUGGACCUUGGGUACAUCAUUGUGGUGUUCGUUACUGGUGGGAUCCUUGGCUUCUUCAUGACUGGUUACCUCCCUCUGGGCUUUGAAUUUGCUGUUGAGAUCACUUACCCUGAAUCUGAAGGCACGUCCUCUGGGCUUCUCAAUGCUGCUGCUCAGAUAUUUGGAAUUUUGUUCACCUUGGCUCAGGGAAAGCUCAUGUCAGACUAUGAUCCUGUGGCAGGAAACUUUUUCCUCUGUGCCUGGAUGCUCUUGGGCAUCAUUCUGACAGCCUUGAUCAAGACUGAUCUGAGGAGGCACAGCGUAAACAUGGGGUUGGCGAAUGGAGCCGUUAAAGCUGUGCCUGUUGAUAGUCUGACAGAUCAGAAACCAAAGGUGAUGUCUAUGCAGUCAGAAUCUUCACUCUGAGGAGGGGACAGCGCCUGCCCCUCAGCGUGGGCGUGCCAUUGUCCCUGAGAAGCUGCGUGAGCGAGCGGUGAGGACGCUUACUUGAAAAUUACUGUGUGAACUCUGAAUAUUGUUUUUACUGUUAAUUUGGCGACAUUUGGUUAAAAUGCCCUCACUUGCGCUUUGUUAACACCUACCGUUCAUCUAAUAUUGUCCGUUUUCAAUUGUGUAGCGUGUCCAUGAAGUAGCAAUCUUGACAUUUUUUUCAGAACGUAUGUUUUUUAUGGGGCUCUAGUUCCCGUAAGACAUGCAAGAGUGUGUGCAGUUCACAUACAGACCCGUCCAGUGCGUUUCCAGUUAACUGUCGUCUCACUGGGCUGAGCAGUGUGAGCACCGAACACACCAGGAAGCUGGCUCGCUGGAGAUCAGGGCUGGGAUCCGGAUUCCAGAGAAGCACUCGGACUUUUCCCAUCUUUCAUGCUGUUGUUGUACAGUGUGUGAUACAUUCCGUCCCACAAACAAACAAUCAAACAAAAAACAGUUGUAUAAAGCAUAUCACAGAAUCCAUUAUACUCUGGUUAGCUAAGGAGCCGAGGCACACCCAGACCGUCUGGAAUUCCUCUCCGUGCUGACUUCAUACAAAUAAAUAAAUGCUAACACUGUAUUUUCAGUGCAACUCUAAAAUAGAAUAGUUUCACGCCCAUUGUCUAUUUUUUACUCUCUUUCAAGAAAAUUUCAUUUGUGUUACGUGCUAGCUCAUGAUUUCUUAUGUCACAUCAAUAUUUGCCUUGGAGAUACCUAAGAUAAGGAGUCUGUGCUAACUUCAGAGAGCCCUUGAAAUACUAGCUGCUGGGUUUCCAGGAUCAUUUUUCUGACCUUUGCCCUCUGAAGGUUGGCAGCCUCUGCACAUGUUCUAUGCGUGCUGGGGACAGGUUCUCCUCCACCUCAGAGUGUACGUGGUUGCCACUCUGUGGGCGUCGAUGCUCAGGACAAGGAGAAUGGGACCAAGUGAGUUUUCACAGUGCCUACCACUGUCUUGUUCACAGUGAGACAUUGGCACUCCGACUCUAGGCAUAGCGCCAUGACGUUUUAUCAACAGUAACAUUUAAAUAGUGUAAUUUUGUAAAUUUUACCAAAAAAUUACAUCAAAAAGCACGCAGAAAAGCCAAUCUUGUAAUGAAUAUGUUUGAAACACAUGCAACUUUGAUUUAGGCAAAAUAUACAUUGAUUUAUUUUGAUAUUAUUCAUUUUCAUCAAAUGCUAUAAUCUGUGUAGAAUCUGACACUGGAAAAUGUACUGGAAGAGUUACUAUCGCUCAGGAUCAGGACCUGGUUUUGUGUCCUUGGUAUGUUCUGUCAUGGUAACUCUGGACACAUCAUUUAGCCUCUCUGGCAGCAUUUUUGUGAUUCAGGAAAUAAAUACUUUAACUUUGAUCUAAAACAGUGGUUCUCAACCUAUGGGUUGCGACCCCUCUGGGAGUUGAAUGACCCUUUCACAGGGAUUACAUAUC